AUGAGAGUGGUCACGGUGGCCACGACCUCUCUGAACCAGUGGCAGUUGGAUUUCGUCGGUAACCUCGAGAGAUGCAAGAAAUCAAUCCUCCGAGCGAAAUUGAAGAAAGCAAAGUACCGAGUGGGACCGGAGUUAGAACUGACUGGCUACGGAUGCGAAGACGCGUUUUUAGAGAACGACACGGUAACACACGCGUGGGAACUAGUUCGAGAGUUGAUGAUUGACGAACAGUUGCGAGAUAUUGUCAUCGAUACGGGUUUACCAGUCAUUCACGACGGCGUGAGGUACAAUUGUCGACUGUUUUUGUUGAACGGGAAAGUGUUGUUCCUCAGACCGAAGCGAGCGCUCGCCGGGGACGGGAAUUAUCGAGAGCCGAGAUGGUUCACCGCGUGGAGGAAAGAGAAGGUUUUGGAGACGUUCAUGUUACCAAAGGUCGUGAGAGAGGUGUUCGGGCAAAAGUCGUGUCCGAUUGGAGACGCGUAUUUGAAGUUUGAGAACGACGUGCGACUCGGGUGCGAAACGUGCGAAGAGUUGUUUACGCCGAACGCGCCGCACAUUGAUUUGGCAUUGAAUGGAGUGGAGAUUAUUUCGAACGGGAGCGGGAGUCAUCAUCAGUUGAGAAAAUUAAAUCAAAGAGUGGAUUUGAUUGAAUCCGCGACGAAGAAGAGUGGGGGGUGUUAUUUGUAUAGCAAUCAGAGAGGGUGCGACGGAGGACGGUUGUAUUACGACGGGUGCGCGUUGAUUUCGUUAAAUGGUGAAAUUUUGAAGCAAGGAGAACAGUUUUCGGUGGAAGACGUGGAAGUGAGCGUCGCGAGAGUGGAUUUGGACGAGAUUGUGUCUUUUCGAGCGGCAGUAGCGAGUCAACAGGUGGAGAUGGCGGGGAAGAAAGAACCGAAGUACCCGUUCGUGGAGGUGGAUUUCGAUUUGUGCGACGAUGACGAUAUGAAUUUGGGCGAGGCGCGGUUAUCCCGAGCGAUUGAGGUGAGAUAUCACGAACCAGAAGAGGAAAUCGCGCGAGGUCCGGCGUGUUGGAUGUGGGAUUACCUUCGACGGUCCGGUGCGUCUGGGUUUUUGUUGCCGCUUUCUGGCGGCGCCGAUUCGAGCUCCACCGCGGCGAUUGUCGGAUCCAUGUGUCAAAUUGUCUGUAAAGCGAUUGAAGACCAGGCGACCAAUAGUAUAACUAGCACAAAUGAAGUAGAAGCAGAGUGCAGACGAAUCUGCAAGUUUACCGCGGAAGAAUCCAUCUCACCGACGAAAAUGGCCAACGCGCUUUUCAGCACCGUGUAUCUUGGCACGGACAACUCGAGCGAAGAUACGAGGAAACGCGCUAAAGACUUGGCGGAAGAGGUUGGUGCGAAGCACUUGAGCUGCUCCAUUGACACUGUUGUUGCCGCAAUCGUCGCGUUCUUUGCCUUGGUUACCGGGAAAACGCCCAAAUUCAAACUCUUUGGAGGUACGAACGCCGAAAAUUUAGCCAUGCAAAAUAUUCAAGCGCGCGUGAGAAUGGUUUUGGCGUUUCUCUUCGCGCAAUUGCUCCCGUGGGUGCGUGGUCAGAACGGCGGAUUUCUCCUCGUUUUGGGAUCUGCCAACGUAGACGAAGGUUUGCGAGGCUAUUUGACCAAAUACGAUUGCUCGAGCGCGGAUAUCAAUCCAAUCGGCGGCAUCUCAAAGGUGGAUUUGAAGAAAUUCCUCGUUUGGGGCGCCACGCACUUGGGGUACCCGACGUUGGCGGAAGUCGAACAAGCGCCACCAACGGCUGAGCUCGAACCGAUUACGAAGGAGUACAUCCAAUGCGACGAAGUAGACAUGGGGAUGACGUAUGAUGAGCUCGGGACGUACGGCCGAUUACGCAAAAUUGGAAAACUUGGACCGGUAUCCAUGUUUCGUCGAUUAUGCGGCGAGUGGAGUUCGGCGGAUCCGUCCGCGAAUCGACAGGCGUUGAAACCUCGGGAAGUCGCCGAAAAAGUGAAGAAGUUUUUCUUCUAUUAUUCCUUAAAUAGACACAAGAUGACGACGAUUACGCCGACAUAUCACGCCGAGAAUUACUCUCCGGACGAUAACCGAUUUGAUUUGCGACCGUUUUUGUACAACGUCAAAUGGCCAUGGCAAUUUCAGAGAAUAGAUGCGAUGGUUGCAAAAGCCGAAGCGAUGUAG
Molecule: messenger RNA, 2154 nt
Organism: Bathycoccus prasinos
Lineage: Eukaryota; Viridiplantae; Chlorophyta; Mamiellophyceae; Mamiellales; Bathycoccaceae
Product: glutamine-dependent NAD synthase
Exons: 1
Coding region: 1-2154 (717 amino acids)
Biological process (GO): NAD+ biosynthetic process
Cellular component (GO): cytoplasm
Molecular function (GO): ATP binding; glutaminase activity; NAD+ synthase (glutamine-hydrolyzing) activity
Source: RefSeq, a predicted model, not a curated record